CCAGCCCAACAAUCCAGAGGGGCACUUCUAAGCCAGGAACAUCUUCAGGAUGGACAUUUUCCUUCUCUGUGUGUUUCUGCCUCUGGUGACUGUGGCAUGGGGCCAGUACAGUGACGAUUACUAUGGUCCCUAUAAUUAUGGAGAUAAUGAUGAAUGGGUCAAUGUGUACCGGCAAGGUUUCAACUUUCAGUGCCCGCAUGGGCAGGUGAUCGUCGCCGUCAGAAGUGUCUUCAGCAAGAAGGAAGGCUCUGACAGACUGUGGAACUAUGCCUGCAUGCCAGCAUCCCAGAGCCUCGGUGAGCCGACAGAGUGCUGGUGGGAAGAGAUCAACAGAGCGGGAACCGAAUGGUAUCAAACCUGCUCAAAUAAUGGGCUGGUGGCUGGUUUCCAGAGUCAGUAUUUUCCAUCUGUGCUGGACCGUGAAUGGCAAUUUUACUGCUGCCGCUAUAGCCGGAGGUGCCCAUAUUCUUGCUGGUUAACAACAGAAUAUCCAGGACACUAUGGAGAAGACAUGGACAUGAUGAUGUACACUUACGACUAUUACAUCCGUGGGGCAACUACAACUUUCUCUGCUGUGCACAGGGAUCGUCAGUGGAAAUUUAUUGUCUGCAGGAUGACAGACUAUGACUGCCCAUUUCAAAAUGUUUAAAAAGAUUGAGUGUACUCCAUUCGGAAAUCUUGGAGACAGACAGGGUGGGAUAAAAUUAGUGAUUACAGAGAAGAGGGAUUAGGCUCACAAAAAUGUACCAAGACUCAUCACCUGUCCGCUGAAGUCAAAAUUCUUUACCUCUGGAGCUAACACGUAAAUUGCCAACCCACAUGCUUGCAACAGUGAAUUCAGAGGAUUCUUUCAAGCUGCACUGACAGUUGUAUCCCCCAAUUAAAUUUGCUUAUGACAUAGACAUUUAUGAUACACAAAUCUAUGGCAUAUACAGUUAUCUUUCUUAUAUAUACAUGUAGCCAUUCCAAACAUGUACAACUUCCUUUCAUGUAGCAGGUCUAUAGAAAUGGCUUCCUAGUGCCAUAGCCCCUCUGAAUGAGGUGGAAACAUACUAUAUGCUUCCCAACAUGCACUAGACUUUCCUGUCUUCUACUUUGUACUUGGAACCAAUCCAGUGACCCCAAACAGCUUCUCAGAGCUGGAAGUGUGCAGAAAACAUUAUUGGGAGUUGUAUGAUGGGCUGCACCUGGCAUUACCUGUUACAGCCCUUAGCAUAACUCCACUGCAACAAAGGUCUGCCCACACAGGAGAAUUCCAGGUAUUUACAACAGGAAGACAUCAGUAUCUGAUAAAAAUGAGAGUAGAUCCAUCAAUAAAAACAGAGGACUAACCCAGCUUUA
Molecule: messenger RNA, 1341 nt
Organism: Serinus canaria (Common canary)
Lineage: Eukaryota; Metazoa; Chordata; Aves; Passeriformes; Fringillidae
Gene: DPT
Product: dermatopontin
Exons: 4
Coding region: 50-649 (199 amino acids)
Biological process (GO): collagen fibril organization
Cellular component (GO): extracellular matrix
Molecular function (GO): extracellular matrix structural constituent
Source: RefSeq, a predicted model, not a curated record